GUUAUCUCCUGAAUUGCAUCAUCGUCAGUAGGAACAAUUCUGAGGCGGAACAAGUAUUUCGGCAAUUGCAGCGAUGGAACUGUUAUUGCAGUUACACACGAAGACCUCCGGGUAAACAGCUGUUAAAAUGUUUUACUCCAAUGCACGACGUUAAAUGUUUAGGCUACUCGAUCGAAACAAACUUUAAAAUGGAUAAAAAGUGUAUGGGAGCGGAAUCUGAGGUGAUUGACUGGGGAGAAAGUGGAGCUGAAGAGGGGAAGAUUAGGAAGAGGACCGAGAGCUUAUCAAAAAGUGUCCACACAGGUCUUCCUUAUCCACUUAAACAUCCAGUGAAAUGUUCUCUGAUAAAAGGAGACUAUCUCUACUUCCAUUAUGGCUGUGAUGGACAAGAUGACAGAGGUUGGGGAUGUGGAUACCGCACCGUUCAGACCAUGGCUUCCUGGAUUUGUAAUAACUGUGUUCCACUUAAGGACAAACACACACCUCCACCAAGCCUGCCUGAUAUCCAGAAAGCAUUGGUCACCAUGGGGGACAAACCCGGCUCGUUCUCAUGCUCCAGGGAGUGGAUAGGGACAUUCGAAGCCUCCCUGGUCCUUGACUAUUUCUAUGAUGUUCCCUGUAAGUUAGUGCAUGUUAGAGGUGGAGGAGCAGAGCUGGAGCAUGUUGCAGUGGAAGAGCUCCAUCAGCACUUUGAGAAGCAUGUAUCUCCAGUCAUGAUGGGAGGGGACAGGGACACCUCUUCUAAAGGGAUCUUCGGGGUGUGUACUGGGGGAGAGGGGAGCUACCUGCUGGUAGUUGACCCUCAUUACUAUGGAUGUCAGCUGAAGAAGAUGGAGCUGCAGAGGCGGGGAUGGGUGGCGUGGAAGAGGGUGUCAUCUCUGGAUCAGUGUUCAUUCUAUAAUCUGUGUAUGCCUCAGACUGCCAACAGAGCAACAUAAACUAACUAGAGACUUAUUGUUGUUUCAGACUAACACAUUAAUUAUUAUUUUGGAGGACGGACUCUAGAAAUCAUCUUAUUAGGACAGACUUUGUCCUGCAUUUUAAACAUGUAUGAUUUAAAAUAAGCUGUGGUGACAUCUUGUGGAUGAAAUGAGUAAUUACAAUGAAUUUAAAGAUCAAACUGCUGAAAGAAAUUGAUACAUUUAUCAUUGCUCCAUUCAAAUGUUAUUAAAUCUGAAAUCAUUUUGGAUAUUUUUUUCCAAACUUUCAAAAGGAAAUGCAUUGGUUUGUUCUCUUACUGUUCAGGGUAUGUAACACAGUACAUAAGUAAAAAUGUCAAACGUAUUUUUGUUUUUCAAGUUCUUAGUCACCUGAAUGUAGGGCAAUCAUCAAAAUGUCUGGAUCAGGAUUUAGAUAGGACAUGUUUUUGUGGUGGCAAUUCUAUACACAAUCAUCAUUGUAAAUACUUACAAAAUGAAAAAUACCUUUUAAUAUAUAUAUAUUUUUUAUUCGAUUUGCGACAGUCAAUUCUUUGUAAUUUUUUAACCAAAUAUGCUGAAGAGUUACAGCUUUCUUUUGUGUUUUAUUGUAAUGUCUUUAUUAUUGAUGUGUAAGUCUAACAAUAAACAUCAUUUUCAAAUGUCA
This is a messenger RNA of Eleginops maclovinus (Patagonian blennie), 1584 nucleotides long. It is a transcript of the gene ufsp1, whose product is annotated as UFM1-specific peptidase 1 (non-functional). The record is from RefSeq and is a predicted model, not a curated record. NCBI's taxonomy places the organism in Eukaryota, Metazoa, Chordata, Actinopteri, Perciformes, Eleginopidae. The transcript has a single exon. Bases 141 to 938 code for a protein of 265 amino acids.